UAUUCCUUCCAAAUUAAAGUCUCUCAAUAAUAUGUUUAACUUAACCCUGCUAACUUUGUUUAAUUUUGGGGUAACCAUCAGUUAUCCAGAACAAUAUAUGUAUACAUAAAUAUGUGCAUAUUUAUGUAAGUGCAUAAAUCAGUUGGUGCACGCCGACUUGCCCCAGUCUAAUGCCCAAUUCUAACAUUUAUGCAUAGUUUCAUGUGUAUAUGUAUUUAUUUAUCCCUAACAAUAACUAUUUUUUGUACUUAUACCAGUUUGUAUAUAUGUAAACAUUUGCAUAUUUUGUACUAAUCAUAUCAUGUUAAAUGUCUGUUCAUCGCCUACAAAUCGCCUCUUAAAAAAUAUGUUAAAUAUGCAUUCAAUUAACAAACACAAAAUGCAACCAACCAACCGAAGGGAACAUCUGAGCUUGGUCUUACUGGAAAAAGUCCAAACAGAGAAUCCCAGUUGGAAGGAUGCUGGCACCGCUUUCAUAGCAUCGGUAACGCGUUUAUUGGAGCGUUUAUUGGAUUAUCGUAGCGUAAUGCAGGGUGAGGAGAAUCGUGACAAGCGAAUGUCUUGCACAGUGAACUUAUUGAAUUUCUAUAAAAAUGAAAUCAAUCGCAAAGAGAUGUACUUGAGAUACAUCUAUAAACUACACGACUUACAUCUACAAGCGGAAAAUUACACUGAGGCUGGUUACACGCUAAAACUCUAUGCUAAUAUGCUGAAUUGGGAUCGUGAGUCACUCUGUUUCGCACCGAACGAUAAUACUGGCCAGCCAGAGUGGCAGCGCAAAGAGCGACUCUAUCAUGAGAUCUUGAAAUAUUUCGACAAGGGAAAAUGUUGGGAAAAGGGCAUUCCAUUAUGCAAAGAAUUAGCUUUGCUCUAUGAAACACGCCGUUUCGAUUACAAUAAACUCAGUGAGAUACUUAUACUCGAGGCAAAAUUUUUCCAAAAUAUUCUAACGCAACUGCGCCCAGAACCGGAGUAUUUUCGUGUUGGUUUCUAUGGACUGGGUUUUCCGCUUUUUGUGAGGAACAAACAAUUCGUCUAUCGCGGCUUAGAGUAUGAACGUAUAGGUGCUUUCACCCAACGCUUACAAACCGAAUUUCCCGCGGCACAGAUUUUAACCAACAAUAGUCCACCAGAUAACUCGAUUCUCACUGCAGCAGAACAAUACAUACAAAUUAGUAAUGUACGACCAGUUGGCGAUGCGCAGGCCUUAAAGACGGCAAUGGUGCCAGUACCGGAGAAAAUUGCUAGAUUCUAUGAGGUCAACGAUGUGACACGCUUCAUCUACGAUCGCCCCAUCUAUAAAGGUCCUAUCGAUAAGGACAACGAAUUUAAAUCGCUGUGGAUCGAACGCACCAAAUUGGAAAUAUCCAAUCAACUGCCCGGUAUUUUGCGCUGGUUCGAAGUAAAACAUAAGUCAGUACAUGAAAUUACCCCAGUAGAGUUUGCAUGCGAGACAAUGAAUAAUGUCGGCAAAGAAUUAUGGGAUCUCAUUGUACAGUAUCGUACUGAACCAAAACGUAAUAUAAAUCCCUUUUCGAUGCGCUUACAAGGCAUAAUCGAUGCAAAUGUCAUGGGUGGUAUAAGCAAAUAUCAAGAGGCAUUUUUCUCGGAACAAUUCCUGAAGUCGCCACAAGGUCAUGGCCAACAAACAAAUGUGCAAAAAUUAAAGGCUCUCAUAUUAGAGCAAAUACAAGUACUCGAGCAGGCUUUGGAACUACACGGCACAUUGGCGCCACCCAACGUACAGCCACUACAUAAUCGUUUACUUGAACGCUUCUCGCAGUUAAAACAAAGUUUAUCAGGUCUGGGCCGGCUGAAGCGCCAACAUUCGGAGAGCAUAGUUAAUACACCCUUGCCACCACUGCCAACCGAAAAACGCACAAUGAGCCUGGGGAAUCCCAGCUUAAAUACUGGCUCGUCAAAUUAUUAUGGAGUCUAUGAGCAAGAUGAUAUAUACACGCGCCCGGGCGACACGUUACGGCCAGUCGAAUCUGGCCAUUCAUUGCUGAUACAUAACUCAUACCAAACGCUAAGCAAUGAGAGCAUGAGUAUACCGGAAAUCACGCGUGAUAAAGUACCACCUGUACCGAAUCGUCCGCGUUCGCAGAAUUUCAUGCCUGCCAUGGAUGGCCCAGAAGUGCCACCUAAGCGUAAUGCCAAUCAAGUGGGUUCACCCAGCGCACCUCCACUACCGCCGCGUGGCAUAACGCCCGACAAGCGCGCUUCAAAUCCUAGUGCCAUAAAUGAUUUCAGCAGUAGUCAGUAUCCCUCAGCUGGCUCAAUGCCACGGCGCCCUUUGUCUGCCCAUCACCAGCAACAACAACAGCAUGAGCAUGGUCAGAAGUAUUCAGUGGUAGAUAUCAGCUUCGACGACCCUGAAGCGGAUCAAGCUCCCCACUCUCUAACAAGUGUAGGUGAGACGGCGCAGCUUAAUGUGAUCGGGUAUGGACCAAAUGAUUUUCGAGAUUCAGGCAUCUCAACAACAAGUUCGCACGAUCUUAAUAAUUUGAAUAAUCUCAGUGAAGAGUCUUCAUCCAAUUCAGUGAGCACGGUGCAUCAUCGCGACCACUGCCGCUUGAUAUCGAAUGGAAGCAUGGACAGCGCCUACACCAUCAACACUACGCUCAAUAUAAAUCAUCGUGAAAACUCGGCCAGCUCAUUCGAUAUGGACGAUCUGCCAAUGCCGCCGCCACCUCCCAUACCUCCCAAGUCAUUGAAUAUUAUCGCAACCGCGGACUCUUCUUCACUUGAAGAGCAGCAUUCAACAAAUCCAAACACAAUUCAAAAUCAAAAUCAUACUGCAUCAAAUCAUUCUCAUGCACUGAAUCACCCAAAUCAUUUAUCACAACAUUCAACUCACAAUCACAGUCAAAGUCACCAACAGAACGGUAUUGGUGCUAGUGAUAACUAUAUAACACCUAAGAAGAGUGACGCCGCCAGUGGCGACAACGCUAGCGCCAGUGAAUCUCACAAUGAUGGCGGCACUUUUUGAGUUGCAAUAUGUCGCUGCC
Rhagoletis zephyria (snowberry fruit fly) is the source of this 3011-nucleotide messenger RNA. Its product is annotated as dedicator of cytokinesis protein 3-like. Lineage: Eukaryota; Metazoa; Arthropoda; Insecta; Diptera; Tephritidae. The record is from RefSeq and is a predicted model, not a curated record. Gene Ontology annotation, biological process: small GTPase-mediated signal transduction. Gene Ontology annotation, molecular function: small GTPase binding; guanyl-nucleotide exchange factor activity. Gene Ontology annotation, cellular component: plasma membrane; cytoplasm.